This is a messenger RNA of Lacerta agilis (Sand lizard), 4006 nucleotides long. RefSeq names its product adenylate cyclase 8 (gene ADCY8). The coding region runs from base 235 to 3906 and encodes 1223 amino acids. Gene Ontology annotation, cellular component: plasma membrane. Gene Ontology annotation, molecular function: adenylate cyclase activity. The transcript has 18 exons. The record is from RefSeq and is a predicted model, not a curated record. Gene Ontology annotation, biological process: cAMP biosynthetic process; adenylate cyclase-activating G protein-coupled receptor signaling pathway; intracellular signal transduction. Lineage: Eukaryota; Metazoa; Chordata; Lepidosauria; Squamata; Lacertidae.
UAAUAAUAACUUGGGGGUCAGGGGUCAGAUGCACUUUACAAAGCCAACCCCCCAUGCAAAGGUCUAUCCAGUGCCAAAAAGGCAUGGGGAGUCCCCUUUCUUCUGCAAUAAUUGACUGACCCUUGAUUCCCCCCCACCCCACCUGCCAAGGGGGUAGGGGGCAGCCACCGCCUUUCAAUGUGAUACACCCUCCCUCCCUCUCCUGCUGCUGCCGCCGCCACCCCGAGCCACACGAUGGAGCUAUCCGAGGUGCGCUGCCUGAGCGACAGCGACGAGUUGUACACCAUCAACCAGACGCCCCCCAGCAGCGGCGCUCGCUCCCAGCGCCUGCUGUGGCAGACGGCGGUCCGCCACAUCACUGAGCAGCGCUUCAUCCAGGAGCACAGCGGAGGGAAAGUGCUGGGCUCGGAGGAGUCCUUCUGCUCCAACCACUCCCACCAUCCGCGGUCGGCAGGCAAGAGCCUCGGCGGCCACAACAAUGGGGGAACCAAAGUCUUCCCAGAGCGCACGAGCAGCAGCGGGGACCUGGGCUUCCUGCACCUCGACUGCGCUCCCAGCAAUUCGGACUUCUUCCUCAACUGGGGCUACACGUACCGCGGCGUGAUCUUCCCUACCUUGCGCAACUCCUUCAAGUCCCGGGACUUGGAGCGCCUCUACCAACGCUACUUCCUGGGCCAGAGGCGCAAAUCCGAGGUGGUGGUGAACAUUCUGGAUGUGCUCACCAAGCUGACCCUCCUGCUGCUCCACCUCACCUUGGCCUCGGCCCCCAUGGACCCCAUCAAGGGCAUCCUGCUGGGCUUCUUCACGGGCAUCGAGGUGGUCAUCUGUGCCUUAGUGGUGGUCAGGAAGGAUACGACCUCCUACACCUACCUGCAGUACAGUGGGGUGGUCACUUGGGUGGCCAUGGCCACACAGAUCCUGGCUGCCGGCCUUGGCUGUGGUCUUCUCGGAGAUGGCAUUGGCUAUGUGCUCUUCACACUCUUUGCCACCUACAGCAUGCUGCCUCUGCCCCUCACCUGGGCUAUCCUGGCUGGCUUAGUCACCUCCGUUCUGCAACUCGUCAUGCAGAUGGUGAUCCCGAGGCAAACCAUGACCUCCAUCAACCAGACAGCAGCUCAGGCGGUUUUAUUUAUGUGCAUGAAUACCGCUGGGAUCUUCAUUAGCUACUUAUCAGACCGAGCUCAACGUCAAGCCUUCUUAGAGACCCGGAGAUGUGUAGAAGCUCGGUUGAGGCUGGAAACCGAAAACCAGAGGCAGGAACGUCUGGUUCUGUCUGUGUUACCUCGAUUUGUAGUCCUAGAAAUGAUUAAUGACAUGACCAAUGUAGAAGACGAGCACCUUCAACACCAGUUCCACAAGAUCUAUAUUCACCGCUAUGAAAAUGUCAGCAUUCUUUUUGCAGAUGUGAAAGGGUUCACCAACCUCUCCACAACACUAUCAGCCCAGGAGCUAGUCCGAAUGCUGAAUGAACUUUUUGCCAGAUUUGACCGCCUAGCACAUGAACAUCACUGCCUUAGAAUUAAGAUCCUAGGGGACUGCUACUACUGCGUAUCUGGGCUCCCGGAACCUCGCCAAGACCAUGCUCAUUGUUGCGUUGAAAUGGGACUCAGCAUGAUCAAAACAAUCAGGUAUGUUAGGUCAAGAACGAAGCACGAUGUCGACAUGCGGAUUGGAAUACACUCUGGAUCCGUGCUGUGCGGUGUGUUGGGUCUACGAAAGUGGCAGUUUGAUGUCUGGUCCUGGGAUGUUGAUAUUGCAAACAAACUCGAGUCAGGUGGAAUCCCCGGGAGAAUCCACAUAUCCAAGGCUACGCUCGAUUGCCUCAACGGGGAUUACAAAGUGGAAGAAGGGCACGGCAAGGAGCGCAACGAAUUCUUGCGGAAGCACAACAUCGAGACCUACUUGAUCAAGCAGCCCGAGGAGAGCCUGUUGACUCUGCCCGAGGACAUUGUCAAGGAGUCGGUCGCCGCUGCGGACAGGAGGAACAGCGGGAUGAUGCUCACUGAAGGAUCGUGGAGCCCAGAGCUUCCUUUUGAUAACAUUGUGGGGAAACAGCAUACUCUGGCUGCCCUAACAAGAAAUUCAAUAAAUCUGCUUCCAAACCAUCUUGCACAAGCUUUGCAUGUCCAGUCUGGGCCUGAGGAAAUUAACAAGCGAAUAGAGCACACCAUCGACUUGCGGAGUGGCGAUAAAUUGCGAAGAGAGCAUAUCAAGCCUUUCUCCCUGAUGUUUAAAGACUCUAGCCUGGAGCAUAAGUAUUCCCAAAUGAGGGACGAAGUGUUCAAGUCGAACUUGGUGUGUGCGUUCAUGGUCCUCGUCUUCAUCACAGCGAUCCAAAGCUUGCUUCCUUCUUCGAGGAUGGUACCGAUGAUCGUCCAGUUUUCCAUCCUGAUUAUGCUGCACUCGGCUCUCGUCUUAAUCACAACCGCGGAGGAUUAUAAAUGCUUGCCUCUCGUGCUCCGGAAAACGUGCUGCUGGAUCAACGAGACUUACUUGGCCCGGAAUGUCAUCAUCUUUGCCUCGAUUAUGAUUAAUUUCCUGGGAGCCAUCAUCAACAUCCUAUGGUGUGAUUUUGACAAACCGAUGCCAUUUAAGAACCAGACUUUCAACUCUUCUGUGAAUUUAACAGACCUUUGCUCCUACCCAGAGUAUUUCGUCUUCACCGGCAUCCUGGCGAUGGUGACCUGCGCCGUCUUCCUCCGUCUCAAUUCUGUCCUCAAGCUCGCGGUGCUGCUCAUUAUGAUUGCCAUCUACUGCUUCUUGACAGAGACCAUUUAUGCUUCGCUCUUCCUGCGGUACGACGACAUCAAUCACAAUGGAGACACAGACUUUUUGGGGACAAAAGAAGCCUCCUUGCUCCUCAUGGCCAUGUUUCUGCUUGCUGUAUUUUACCACGGCCAACAGCUUGAAUACACUGCCAGGUUGGACUUCCUGUGGCGUGGCCAAGCCAAAGAAGAAAUCAACGAGAUGAAGGAGUUAAGAGAGCACAAUGAAAACAUGCUGCGAAAUAUCCUUCCGAGCCACGUUGCCCGUCACUUCUUGGAAAAGGACCGAGAUAACGAAGAACUGUAUUCUCAGUCCUACGACGCCGUCGGUGUCAUGUUUGCCUCCAUCCCGGGCUUUGCCGACUUCUAUUCCCAGACUGAAAUGAACAACCAGGGAGUGGAAUGCCUGCGUCUGCUGAACGAAAUCAUUGCAGACUUCGAUGAGUUGCUAGGUGAAGAAAGGUUUCAAGAUAUUGAAAAAAUCAAAACCAUUGGCAGCACCUACAUGGCCGUGUCCGGGUUAUCACCUGAAAAACAGCAAUGCGAAGAUAAAUGGGGACACUUAUGUGCCCUAGCAGAUUUCUCCAUAGCGCUGAACGAAAGCAUCCAAGAGAUCAACAAGCAUUCAUUCAACAACUUUGAACUCCGCAUUGGGAUCAGCCAUGGCUCUGUCGUCGCGGGGGUCAUUGGUGCUAAGAAACCCCAGUACGAUAUCUGGGGCAAAACAGUCAACUUAGCAAGCCGAAUGGACAGCACCGGCAUUAGCGGCAGAAUGCAGGUGCCAGAGGAAACGUAUCUCAUCCUGAAGGACCGGGGGUUUGCCUUCGACUACCGGGGGGAGAUCUACGUCAAGGGCAUCAGCGAGCAAGAAGGGAAGAUCAAGACCUAUUUUCUUCUGGGAAGAGUACAGCCAAACCCUUUGAUCUUGCAACCGAGAAAACUGACGGGGCAGUAUUCCUUGGCGGCUGUCGUGCUGGGGCUCGUGCAGUCCCUCAACAGGCAGAAGCAGAAGCAGAUCUUGAACGAGAACAACAAUUCCGGGAUCAUCAAAGGACACUACAACCGGAGGACUUUGCUCACUUCCGGAGGAUCGGAAUCGGUGGCCCAAGCGGAGGGGGCCGACAAGACUGAACUGCCAUAAGCCUGCAUCUUUUCUUCGUCGUCCUCUUCAUUUUUUAAUUUCUUUUUCUAUAUGAAAAAAAUAAAUAUAUAAAUAAAAAUAUGGUUUAAUUUUUUUUAAA